GAUAAGAAGAGUUUGAAGAAGAAAAAUGUGUCGUCUGCUUCUAGCAUUAGUUUAAACAGGUAUUCCAGAUCGUGUAGACUGAAAUGAAUGACUGCUAGACCAAUUGAGCCUCUCAGGGUUGUUUUUGUGAAAUGGCUGGUCUUUGUCAGCAUCAGGAAGAUGAUGAAUUAAAUCAGCAAUAUGAAUACCAUGGUUUGAUUACAAGCAUAUUCCAGAGCAGAAUAAAACAGCCUGAUGAAGAAAUGGUGAACUGUUUACAGGAUGCAUUACACAACCUUACAGCACAAGAAUCAGAAGAAUAUAACAAGACUAAAAAGGCACUUGAAAAUGACAAAAAAGAAAUUGUUUACAUGAAGAAAUCAGCAUCACAUGGAAGGGAUGUUGAUCAUUUGCCUGAUGAAACAACAGAUACAAAUCUGAAAUGUAGCAACAGCUUCAGAAAACAUCCUAAAUCAGGACAUGUCAGCAUUAUAAUGGACAGAUCAAAUAGAUUUCACCAAGACAUUAACAUUUCAAAUGUGUCAGAUGUUGUUCUUUCUAUAAAUAAUUCUGCCACUAGAAAUUCAUUUCAAAAUUUUCAAAAUGGAACCGAAUGCAGUCAUCACAAAACUACAGUUCAAAGUCAACAAAUUGAUACUAAAGUGAUAUCAUCUAGACGUGAAAGUCUGGACACAAUACCGGAAUAUAAUGAAACAACAGAAUUUGUGGAUCAGAUUGAAGCUACAUUUAAAGCAUCCAGUGAUGCUAUCGGUGACAAUGAGAUGAAUGAUGUUGGUAAGCAUAUGAAAUGCUCUGUCAAUACUAAUUGUUCUGCUAAUGGACAUAAUAAUACUUCUAAACAAAAAGAGGAGGCAGAAAAAAGCACUUCUGAACAAAAAGAGGAGGCAGCAAAAAAUGAUGAUGCCGAUGACACUGUAGUGGAUCCCAAAAACAUUGACAUUAAAGAACAAGGUAUUUUGAAGGAGGAAGAUGAUGAUGUAAAGUACAAAGUACAAACAGACAGUACUGAAGUGAAGUUGAGGACUGAAGACAGCCCGGACCAAUCAAAGGAAUUAGAAGGAAUAAGCCAUAAUCCAACUUGUGACAAAAUUGAAGGAGUUUCAGAAAAUCUCAAGGCAGAUGAAGGAAAAUGUGUAGAUGAAGUUGAAAAUGCAAUAUCAAAUACAGACCCUAAAAGAAGGGGAAGCAAAAUUAAGGGAAAUAAAGAGAUUAAAAUUUCACAGGAGGAAAGAAAACAGGAACAUAAAAGUACAACAGUUCUUAGAAUAUCUGUCAAAAAUGUCAAUGAUAAUUUUGAUUCAAAUACAGAAAGUGGACUGGAAUGUGCAGACUCAUCUAAAAGUGAUGCUGAUGUAAUGGGUCCCAAAAACAUUGACACUAAAGAACAAUGCAUUUUGAAGGAUGAAGAUGAUGAUGUAAAAUUCAAAAUACAAAGAGGUGGUGCUGAAGUGUUGUUGAGGGCUGAAGAAAAGAAUCAGUCAAAAGAAUUAGAAGGAAUGAGCCGUACUCCAACUUAUGACAAAAUUGAAAGAGUUUCUGAAAGUAUCAAGACAGAUGAAGGAAAAUUUGUAGAUCAAGUUGAAAAUGCAAUUUCAAAUACAGACCCUAAAAGAAGAGAUGAAGAGAUUGAAAUUUCACAGGAGGAGAGAAACCAUGAACAUAAAAGUACAACUGUUCUUAGAAUUUCUGUCAAAGAUGUCAAUGAUGUUGAUUCAAACACAGAAAGCAGACAUUUUGUGAAGAAUGAUAUAGAGGAACAGAAAUUAGAACAGGACAACAAUGAUUCGCCAGACCUUUGUGUAGAAGAGAAUAUUCUUUAUGCAGAAGAGUCUGAAAGUAAGGAGUCUGAGGAAAAGCUGUCUCUGAAAGACUUAGCAUUUGGAAAUGAGGGCUACAAACAUUUCAAACUGUAUGCAGAGAUUGAUCAGAAAAUUCAGGUGGAUGAGCUGCAGGAUGCCAAGGAAGCCUUGAAGGUGAAUUAUGACUGGAGAAUUCAACAAAUUGAUGAAAUAAUAAAUGUGGCAAAAGAGUACUACAAGAAUCCAAAGAACAGCAAGGCAAUGUCUGAGUGGCAUGAACUAAAGAAAACUGUUUCCCUUGACAAGAGGAGUACAGUUAAAAGUAAUACAGAUAUUAAGUUUCAUCUUGCAUCACUCCAUGAGCACAGGACAAUUUUUACAUACAUCCUUAUUGCAAUGCAGCUGAUAUCAGUGGUUGUGACCUGUAUACUUGGAAAGCUGACAUAUAUAGGGUUGGAACCUAAGCUGGAGUUAAAGCCAGGAGUAAAGACAUUCAUGGGCACAGAGACGGUCCACAAAUGGAUCCCUCCAAAUGUGUGGAUAGGACCUUCGGAGCGAUAUUUAAUCAGUAUUGGAGCUCUAUAUGCCCCAUGUAUGAGAGAAGACUUUGAUAUCCAGAUAGACUUUGGUAAAGAUGGAUACAGUAAAACCAGCAUACUUGGUUGCUGUGAAGUUGCCAGAAGAAAUGUUGCAGGAACAACAACUCAAUCAGAGUGUGGAAAUAACACCAAUGGAGUAGGAGUUUGGAAAGAAGGUGUUGUGUGUAGUAAGCGGCCAUCAGGACAGAAUUCUGUGGGUCAUGUCUUGAAGCCCUGUUGUACAGGACUCCGAGGCCAGUGUCAGUUGUUGUCACACGAACACUGUCAGUUUCUGGAAGGCACCUUUCAUGUGUAUGGACCAGAACACUGUAGCCAGGUGAAUUGCCUAAGCUCAGUUUGUGGGAUGGGAGGCUUAGAGGCUGACUCUGCACGACCAUGGCUCCCUAGGGAGCCUAUCCAGUGGUGGAGACUACCCCUGUCUUUAGUCUAUCACCAUGGAGUGAUUCAUGCUGUCCUUGUGAGCCUUGCUCAACUUCUACUUUUCCGGAAGAUAGAACAGACUCUUGGCUGGCUUCGACUCAUUAUUUUAUAUCUUAUGACAGGGUUAGGUGGACUUCUGACUGCUGCUAUAUUUAGUCCCUACAUACCACAUGUAGGUGGCACAGCGACAGUGUUUGGAAUGGCUGGAUUGAUCACAGCUGAACUGGUACAUUACUGGCAUCUUGUCAGAAAUCCUGCUGUGGAAUUGACCAAGAUCUGUGGACUUCUUGUCAUAUUCUUGAUGUGUGGUACCCUUCCUUACAUUGAUAAUUACAGCAUCAUAUCCGGAUUCCUCUUGGGAUUCUUCUGCUCUGUAUUAUUUCUACCUUUCUUGUCCUUCACAAAGCAGCAGAAGCAUUGCCGCAUCAUCCUUCUAUGUCUUUGUGGACCCUUCAUAUUUCUGGUGUAUUUUUUCUUGUUUUACAUUUUUUAUAAAGUACAGACAUUUGAAGAAUGCUACGGAUGUAAAUUAUUUAACUGUGUUCCAUACAAAGAAACAAUGUGUGACCCCUCAUUGUGGGACGAUGAAUGACACGUAUAAAAAAAUGUGUAUAAUGAAAUAACAUUAAAACAUGUUUAUAAGAGACACUCUUGAUAUUUUGGAUUUCUUGAAACAGAAACAUAUGAUAUUUUCAAUUUGACUAAGGCACAGGAUUUCCAAAAGGAAUAUUAAAUAUGUUCAUCAGUGUUAAACCUUUCAUCGUUUUAACACACAGUUUAUUUCUUUAACUGUUGUACUGGCCAUCAGUCUAUAGGAAUUAUAUGUUCCAUACCAUACUAAUGACGGUGUGGUAAAAGAUGCCAAAGUCAUAAAGAAGUAGCAUUGAUUGUCCUAAAAAAAUGAUAUGAUAUGUCAGUUCGCUGUUUAUGAAAUAUAGAGGCAGAACAUACAUGUAUCUACAGGGCAGGAAAAAGUCUGGGUCCAUUUGGCCUGGCCAGUAGAUUUGGUCAGGGGGCAAGCAAACACUGGUGACUACAGGCCCGAUUGCGAAGUGCAUUUCACAUAAUUUUUAUCUUUUCCCUAGAGUAAUUUCAGAUACUACUAAUUCAGCUAGUUUAUUUGGACCACUAUGUUUUACAUUUGGCCAAGUACUUUCAGAUCCCAAACCUGCCUGAAGGACCAGUGAUUAUAAAAUUAGUUUUCCUGUCCUGAUCUAAUACUUAUAUAGAACAAUAAAAUGAUAUCAAAUACAUACAUGUACUAACCAACUGAAUUGUGUUCUAUACUACACCACAUCUUUAAUGACCAAAAAAGACCAAACUAGUUAUUUUCCCAUUAAAGUAUUGUUGAAAUUAAUUAAUGGCCUUAACAGAUACAUGUACUUGCAUUUUUUAAAAGGUCCCAAUUUUGACUACAAGAUUUAUUCUUUUUCAUCUAUCUGCAGCUUUAGAAACCGUGCAUAGUAAGUGUUGUCCAUCUAGUAUUCCCAAAUUGUGUAGGGUGUAUAUAUAGCCAAUAAUUAU
This is a messenger RNA of Pecten maximus, 4342 nucleotides long. RefSeq lists its product as uncharacterized. Gene Ontology annotation, molecular function: serine-type endopeptidase activity. Gene Ontology annotation, biological process: regulation of epidermal growth factor receptor signaling pathway; regulation of protein secretion. The record is from RefSeq and is a predicted model, not a curated record. NCBI's taxonomy places the organism in Eukaryota, Metazoa, Mollusca, Bivalvia, Pectinida, Pectinidae. Gene Ontology annotation, cellular component: endoplasmic reticulum membrane.